AUGCUCCCCCCGGGACUCAGCGUGGCUCUGCUGGCCGUGUCCUGCGCCCUGUGGCCGCCUGCAGUCCGGGCGGCCGCCUGUGAGCCGGUCCGGAUCCCGCUGUGCAGAUCCAUGCCGUGGAACAUGACCAAGAUGCCGAACCACCUCCACCACAGCACGCAGGACAACGCUGUGCUGGCCAUCGAGCAGUUCGAGGGGCUGCUGGGUACGGGAUGCAGCCCAGAUCUUCUCUUCUUCCUGUGCGCCAUGUACGCUCCCAUCUGCACCAUCGACUUCCAGCAUGAGCCCAUCAAGCCCUGCAAGGCGGUGUGUGAGCGAGCCAAGUCCGGCUGUGAGCCCGUGAUGAAGAGGUACAACCACAGCUGGCCCGACAGCCUGGCCUGCAGCGAGCUGCCGCUGUACGACCGCGGCGUCUGCAUCUCUCCUGAGGCCAUCGUCAAGGCAGAAGGACCAGACCCGUACCUCCAGGACCCGUCCAGGUGUCAGAACCCAGAGUCCGGCUCUGACGUUCCGAUGGAUCCCAGCAGCUUCCACUGCCGAGGACCAAAUGGAGAUCGCUGCAAGUGUAAAACGGUGAAAAUGGGCCAGAAGGCCUACGUGAAUAACAACUACAACUACGUCAUCAGGGCCAGGGUCCGGGAGGUCCGAAACCGCGGUCUGGAGCCCACGGCCGUGGUGGACGUGAAGGAGGUCCUGAAGUCCUCUCUGGUCAACAUCCCAAAGGAGACCCAGAUGCUCUAUUACUCCUCAUCCUGCCUGUGCCCCCCCCUCACCCCUGGGGAGGAGUACCUCAUCAUGGGCUACGAGAGCGAAGAAAGGUCCAGGUUGCUUCUGAUCGACAGCAGCGUGGCUCAGAAGUGGAAGGACAAAAUGCGCCGAAAGGUCAAGAAAUGGGACCAGGCCCUGCAGGCUUCCCAGGCACAUUCCCGCCGGAGUCGCCACUGAGACCUGCGUGUGUGUGUUGGAGUGAGUGUGAGUGUGAGGGUGUGUUUGUGUAGAUAUUGCACUAUCACAGACUGUUUUAGCUGAAUGUAGAUCCUCUCCUAGUUUAUCAGAUUGUGGCCUCUUUUCUUUGCACAGUCAUCAUUCAGAGUUUCUGCCUUUUCCUGUAGAAACAGCAGAAGAAUUGGAGCUUUAAACAUUUCCGCAAAUGCAUGAAUUCUUUUUGUUUUCCUGGACCAAACAUUUUUCAAAGGCGGCCAUAUUGGAUGGAAUAUCUGCCAACAUGAGGCCCAUGUUACCAUGGUGAUGAGGAUAAGGACCUGCCUGUGGGGCAAUGAGCACCACAGGAAGGAGAGGACCGGGUCGGGGCCAGACGGACCUUCAGGGUUCUGGUCUUCUUAUCAUGAUGGAUGACUUUUUAACCCCUUAACUAGUUUCUGCAUGGUUUCUAAUGGUCGCCAUGGUUACCGUCCUGUGGGUCCACCCAAUCUAAAUCCCUGAAAUCGCUGACCACCAAUCAGUGAUGGCGUCUUCAUGGACACUACAGAGAAGCAGCUGAAGGAGGAAACCUUCGGCGCUCCAUCAUCAUCCUCCUCCUCUGGCUUGGGCUCACGGUGACGGUCUGAAUAAAAUAUAUUACUGUCAUUUUGUUCUGAAAGUCAUGAUGAAUCAGUCAAAUCUGUGUUUGUCUCCAUGUCUGCCAAAAACUGCUAAAGUUUGUUUUUAUUAAAUGUGCUUCUUAUUUUCUUAUAAAAGUUUUCCCAGUCCU
Cyprinodon tularosa is the source of this 1711-nucleotide messenger RNA. RefSeq names its product frizzled related protein (gene frzb). The transcript is spliced from 8 exons. The record is from RefSeq and is a predicted model, not a curated record. Gene Ontology annotation, cellular component: cytoplasm. Gene Ontology annotation, biological process: non-canonical Wnt signaling pathway; canonical Wnt signaling pathway. Gene Ontology annotation, molecular function: Wnt-protein binding. NCBI's taxonomy places the organism in Eukaryota, Metazoa, Chordata, Actinopteri, Cyprinodontiformes, Cyprinodontidae. The coding region runs from base 1 to 945 and encodes 314 amino acids.